Cyclopterus lumpus (lumpfish) is the source of this 6086-nucleotide messenger RNA. It is a transcript of the gene cep152, whose product is annotated as centrosomal protein 152. NCBI's taxonomy places the organism in Eukaryota, Metazoa, Chordata, Actinopteri, Perciformes, Cyclopteridae. Bases 588 to 5471 code for a protein of 1627 amino acids. Gene Ontology annotation, biological process: centriole replication. Gene Ontology annotation, cellular component: centrosome. The record is from RefSeq and is a predicted model, not a curated record. The transcript has 29 exons.
AGACGCGCUGUUACCAUGGAAGCGUGGAUAGCUUCUAGUUCCGGGGUUGGCAGUAUCGACACAAAUGUUUACAAAGUAGCUUCUACCAUGCAGGUUUUGUCACAGUGAAUUGAUGAUGAACUAUCAUAUGAGUACAUAAUGUAAGCUAUAUAUAAUGUAUAUAUAAUGUAGCUAUAUAGAUUACUAGCUAGUUGUCCGCGUGUUCUCCAUUUAGACCCGCAGCGGUUUGGCGCUGGUAAUGCGCGCGAGUUUUCAAAGUGGGCGAGUCUUUAAAGAGGACAUCCGACCAGCUAGCCGGAGUUUGCUAGCUUUGUAAAGCUAAUUUUACUCACAACGGUUAACGGCGCUCGGCCAACAAUACAUGUUAACUGGUACUUAACUUGUUAUCGGCUCAUGGAUAUUUGAUCAAAUGUAUUCGCGGAGGUUUUUUAAAGCCCGACCGGGCUGGUUUUAAGUUGCUGAUACAUGGCUCUCGUUACCGCUAAGCUAGCUACGGUCGCUUUGCAAUGUAAACAAUAGGUAACGUGGCUAGCGGUUAGUUAGCUUCUAACGUCUCUUAAAUAAAGGAAUACGUGUCUGUCCCAUCAAUGCCUACAGAGCACCCUCCACCAACAGGCUCUGUCUGCACCAUGUCUAUUGAUUUUGACAGUGCUGCUCUUCAGACCCAGCACGAUGAAGAAGAAUACGACCAGGAGGACUAUGCGAGAGAGCAAGAGCUGCAUAAAUUGCUCACCGACCUGCCGGAUGACAUGCUGGAGGACAGCAUAGACUCCUCCCCAGAACUGGAAUACUCUACCUGCAGCAAUAAAAACACUGGCAGCAGCCCACAGUCUGCAUGGACUCCGCAAUGGUCAGAUCAUCCGAGGCCACCUUCUCAUGAACAGGACUGUGAAGUUGAUGAAGAGUAUGCUUAUGAGGAUGGAGCUGUUCAGAACAAUGGACAUCACCCUCUACCCAACACCUGGAACCAGGAUCAUCAGUACACCCAGGGAGAUUAUACAUACACCAGCAUGGGCUCCGAAAAACCUACAGAGACCAAGGAUUGCUCCACAGACGAGUAUGAGUCUAAACCGUAUCCUCAAGGCUCUAAUAACGCUGUCAUGUAUAAUGGAGAAGGAGGACGCAGAGACAUCCAAAACUAUGGGGAUCACAACAACGGCAGAAACCAAUUUCAACCCGGAGUGUUGGACAGAGUGGAUCAGCACCAUGCCACCUACAAUCCUCACCACCCUGCCCAUCAGCCAGCCAUGUUUAACUCACAGGCCGUUCAACAAGAAGGUCAAUUUGACCAUCUGCAAAGAGAAUUCCUUGACUCGACACAACAAACUGCUGAUAGAGAGCUGCUUGCCCAGCUGCAGAUUUUACACACGGCUCAGCAGAGGCAAAUUGAAGACUUGGAGCGAAAACUGGAGGAUUCAAGGCGCAAUAUGAGAUAUAUCGAGCAUCAGUUUGCAAUUGCCAAAGACGAAAAGGAUGGCCUAGCAGUAAGCCUAAAGGAAUCCAGUCAACUGGUUGAAGAGGCCAAGGACAGAGAGGUUCAAAUGCAAAACAAAGUGAAGGCAAUGGAGCAGCAAGUUCAGGUCCUGACUGAGAGAGACCAGGAGAACUCGAAAAAGCAGAGGGUGGCAGAAGCUGCAGUGGACAGCAUGAAGCAGCAGAUGUUGGAACUUUGUCGCUCUGACACGCUGUCCAGGACGCGGCAGCAGCAUGACCGAGACCUUGCUGUCAUAAAGGAGCAGCAUGAGAAUGCACUGUUGACGCUCCAGCAGGAGCUGGACUCGACCUCUCAGACUCUGAACGAAAAGAUUGAUGUUGGUCAGAGGCUGCGAGAGCAGGUGAAGAAACUGGAGCGCCAAAGAGAAGAAGAGCAACUAGAGCGAGCCAGAGUCGUCAACACCCUCACUCAGCGUCUGGAGGAGAGUCAACAACAAUGUGCCCAGCUGCUGCAGACCGGAUCAGUGCAGGAGAUGAGUCAGAUCCAAAUCAAACUACAAAAGGCUCAAUCAGCCAAAGCGCUGAGUGAAAACAUGAACACGGUCUUGCAGGAGGAUCUGUCUGAGUUGAAAGAGCAGAUCACUCUGUAUGAAUCUGCUGUGAAACACGGUGUUAUUGCAUUAGACCUGAACAGUGAAUGGGAGAACCACCUGUCCGACUCCUGUGUGGAUUUAGGAUUAAAGAAAACAAACAGGAAAAAUGGCUUUCUUCACAGUACUGCCCUGGCUCACCUGUCGGACUCCAAGCUGCCCAGAGAUGAAGCUUUGCGGCUGCUGCGAUUGGAGAUGCAGCGCUGCCUGGGAAGUCUGAAGGGGAAGCGGCAGAAGAUCAGCCAGCUGCAGGAGGAGCUCCUGCUCUGUCAGGGUCGACUGACCGCGCUGCAGACCCAGUUAGAUGAAGCCAAGCUCUGCUCUUCGGUCAGAGAGACCAGUCGGAUGAAACAUGGAGACGUAACCGGAGAGUCUCAGAAAGAGUUUGCGAGACUACAGGAAGACAAACAACACUUGCAGGAUCAAGUGGAGGUGUUAGAAGAGAAGAAUAUGGAGCUGAAACAGAGUGAGGAAAAGUUGAGGUCUGCCAAUUUGGAGCUUUGCACUAAGAUGAGGGAGAUGAUCCAGGAACUCGACCAAGAGAAGCAGGAGGCUGCUCAGAGAGCUGAGCGGAUUAAUCAGCAGUACAGGGAUGACGUGGUGGAUCGGGUCAGAACAGAGCUCAUGCUGGAACACGAUGCUCAGGUUGAACAGCUGACUGCACACCACCAGCAGCAGGUCCAACAGUUCCAGACCAAGCUGUCUGAGGCCAAUGAUAAGAUGUUGGCUGUGCAAGAGUGUUACAUAUCUGUCUGUAAGGAGAAGGACACGAUUGACAAGGAAGAGGCUGUGAUCAGAGUAAAUGAGCAAAAGAUGAGAGAAGAGAGUGGCACAGCUGUGGAGAAGCUGAGGGCUGAGCUUGAGGCUCAGCAUCAGGCCUCAAUAAACCAGCUCAGAGCUCUGUGGUCCAAAGAAAAGGGGACUGAGAUCCAGCAGCAGGUGAAUUCUCAUGUAGCCUUGGCCAAGGCUGCUUGGAAGGAGGAACUACAAAAGAUGGAGAAGACCUGGGUCCAGAGGCUGGAGGAGGCCGGGAGAGAGAACCGCAAAGAGACCGCUGAGGCAACCUGUCAGGCAGAUGCGAUUGACGCAAGCAGUAUGACAAUUACUGUUGAGGAGCUCGACUCCAGGCUCAGUGCCCAGAAGCAGCAGCUGCAACUGGACUCUGACAAAGUAAAAUGCAAAGCUGUGGAGGAAGCCAGGAAACAAACCCAGAGAGAGCAACACGAGAAACACCUGGAGAACAUGGCCAAACAGGUCGAAGGUGCAGUAACCCGGGCCUACAAUCGCUGGAUUGAGGAUUUGACUUUAUUACCAGAAUACCAAGCCUCGCUUCAAACAGAGAGGGAGAAAUGGGAGGAACUACAAGAAAAAUGCACAGAACAACAGGUAUCCCAGGCCCUGAAGGUGGCAGAGGAGCAGUGGUAUAAUAAGCACAAGAACCAGCUGGAGGAGCAGAGCUCUGGAACGCAGAGGGUGAAGGAUCUCCAAGAGGAGGUGGCAUCCCUCCACAGUCAGCUGGAGCAGGAGAGGAGAGAGCAAGCUGCUCUGCUGAAGGCCGAGCUGGCCGGAGCUAGAGCAGCCUGGAACCGAGACAAUAAGGAGAUCUCCGUCAUCCAGGUCCGCAGUGAGCAGGUUUACCAAAGCAAGUUGCAAGAGCAGCGCAAAAAGCUGGAGCUGGCUUUGCAGCAGGUCAGAGAGGAUGCCGAUCUCCAUAAGAAGGAGCUGCUCCUGCAGCUGGAAGCCAAGCUCCAACAGGCUCUGAGGGCCCGAGAGGAGGAGUGGAGAUGUCAGCAUGCAGAGAAGGAGCAGGCGCAGAGAAAGCAGAUGAGAGAUGAAUUACUAGCAGAGCUUCAGACUGGAUUGGCAGAGGUCCAAGCACAACUUCUCAGGGAUCCCAAAACAGAUCAGCAGGGCACUGAAGACACCAAGAGGACCAGCGGGGCCACAUCAGAGGGCACAAUAACGCACAUCAUCAAAGCAAUCUGCACAGAUCUAGUCAACAGAGCCGUGUCUCAAGCCAAGAAGGAGUGGAAGAAAGUAGACGAGGAGAAACUGAGCCGUGUGUUAAAAGAAACGCAGGAGCAGCACGAGAGAGAAAUGGACAAAAUGCAAAGUUCUUUGUCCCAGAAGACGGAGGCUCGCUGCAGGAAGGAGUGCACUGAGACUUUAGGUAAGCUGCAGAAGAAGAACCAGGAGCUCCAGAGGCACUUAGAGAAAGCCUGUCGUCAACUCCAGCACAGCGUUCGUGGGCACAAAACUGCCAUGCAGCAUCUGAAAGAUGAGCAUGAAAACAGCUUGCGAAAGGCAAAGGAGGGACAUCUGCAGCAGCUUGAGGAGGUGAAGAGCGCCAAAGAAUCCUCACGGAGUUCUGAUCACAACCCAAAUGUUCAGCAAGGCCUCGAGGAGAUGAAGCAGCAAUACCUGAUGACUGUAGAAAAGAUCAGAGGAGACAUGCUGCGUUACCUCCAGGAGAGUCGGGAGCGAGCAGCCGAGAUGAUCCGCAUGGAGGUGCAGCGGGAGAGGCAGGACACCACCAGAAAGAUGCGGCGCUAUUAUCUGACCUGUCUGCAGGAGUUACUGGAGGACGGAGGAAAAACGAUAGGGGCUGAAAAGAAAAUAAUGAAUGCUGCAAGCAAGCUGGCAGCCAUGGCUAAAGUCCUGGAGACUCCCUCAAAAAGUAAACCUGGAAGAAAUUCCAGUUUACAAACCGACUGCCUUCCAGGUAGAAGCGAAGGUUUUAGUAAGAACCUGCCGACUCUUACCGAGCUCCCUGACAUCCGACCAGAGGAGAGAUCCCAAAGGGAAACGACUUCAGCUGAUUCAGCGCAGAAACUUACAGCUGCAGCGAGAACUAAACCUUUGAGUCACCAAGACAUCUCUCCAUCUGGGAAGGAGGAGGCCUCAGUAGAUGUGAGGAGUAAAAGCAGGGAGCUGUACGUGGUGCAGGGAGUUCACUCCAGCAGAGCAGACAACCGUCUUGACUCAGAGCGACAGAGGAAAGCAUUCCUCACCAAGGAGGCUCCGGUCAGGGAGGAGAAGCACCCUGACUGGAGCAUGACCAGCAGUGACUCGGACACAGGCUUCCGGGUUUCCUCACACUCCUACUCGGGGAGGAAAGUAGAACCGGUGAAGCCCUUUUCGGUCUCUGCCGCGUCGGCAAGUGACUUCGGCGACCUCUCCCCAAAUGUUUCCGACCUGACCGUCUAUAACGAAAUUGCCAAAAAGAACUUGAACUUUCUGCCUGCAAAGAUAAGCACACACAGAGAGCCCACCCCCGGCUCUGAGGUGGAGACGCAGCGUGGAGUUUGUUCCAGGCCUUUGUUCUCCGAGUUGAGACAACGGCAGCAGGACAGCGGCUUCGACAGUCCGUUCAACCAACAACAGUGACGGUAUGAAGUGGAGUAGUGCCUCUAAUGCAGUGGACCACGUUUACAAGAUGUGGAACCUUUGCCUGCAGUGUGUUGAUGCGUGUUGCAUUGUUAAAGAAAUAGUCUAACGUAUUAGCAAAUGCACUCAUUGACUUCAUUGACGAGAGUUAAAUAAGAAGUGUGAAGCCAGCAGCUGGUUAGCAAAGCUUUCCAUGAACACGGGAGGUAAAAGCCAGGCUGGCUCUAUGCAAAGAUGCCAGUCUCAGUCUGUUAGCUUAUCUAAGCUUCAUCAUUUAACUCCUGCACAAGAAAGCAAGUGAGCGUAUUUCCCAAAAACAUUGAAUAGCUUUAACACGUAGUUUGUUGUACCUCUCCUAUUUGUUGGAUGUUAUUUAGGUCAAAAGUUUGCCCACACUGUCAUAUUCACCUUUGGAUGCCUUGAGUGACCUUCCCUGAUAGCUCCCUGAGUACUGGAGCAGGUGUUUACACACAGCUCUCUCUCCGUCGUAUCCAGUGUGUCUGUGUUUUUAUAUUUAAAAAUAUUUAUAUCGCGUCCAUGAGAUAUGCUGUGCAUAGAUUGUAAAUGUUUUUUACGUAUCGUUUUAAUAAAUCUUAUCAUUUUAUUGCAUAUUAA